Molecule: messenger RNA, 7489 nt
Organism: Vidua chalybeata
Lineage: Eukaryota; Metazoa; Chordata; Aves; Passeriformes; Viduidae
Gene: SOX5
Product: SRY-box transcription factor 5
Exons: 15
Coding region: 92-2386 (764 amino acids)
Biological process (GO): regulation of transcription by RNA polymerase II; cell fate commitment; positive regulation of chondrocyte differentiation
Cellular component (GO): nucleus
Molecular function (GO): DNA-binding transcription factor activity, RNA polymerase II-specific; RNA polymerase II cis-regulatory region sequence-specific DNA binding
Source: RefSeq, a predicted model, not a curated record
UCGGUUUAGAAGGUUUGGACUCACUUGACAGGUUCAGUUGGAGGCGACCAUAGGUGGCUGCUGUGACAAAGGGAAAUUGUGCUUUUCCAGCAUGCUAACUGACCCUGAUUUACCUCAGGAGUUUGAAAGGAUGUCUUCCAAGCGACCAGCCUCUCCGUAUGGGGAAGCAGAUGGAGAGGUAGCCAUGGUGACAAGCAGACAGAAAGUGGGAGAAGAGGAGAGUGACGGGCUCCCAGCCUUUCACCUUCCCUUGCAUGUGAGUUUUCCCAACAAGCCUCACUCUGAGGAAUUUCAGCCAGUUUCUCUGCUGACGCAAGAGAACUGUGGCCAUAGGACUCCCACUUCCCAGCACAACACAAUGGAAGUUGAUGGCAAUAAAGUGAUGUCUUCAUUUGCCCCGCACAACUCAUCUACCUCACCCCUGAAGGCAGAAGAAGGUGGGCGCCAGAGUGGAGAGUCCUUGUCCAGCACAGCCCUGGGAACCCCGGAGCGGCGCAAGGGGAGCCUGGCAGAUGUCGUGGACACCCUGAAGCAAAGGAAAAUGGAAGAGCUCAUCAAAAACGAGCCAGAAGAAACUCCCAGUAUUGAAAAGCUACUAUCAAAGGACUGGAAAGACAAGCUUCUUGCCAUGGGAUCAGGGAACUUUGGAGAAAUAAAAGGGACUCCAGAAAGCCUCGCUGAGAAGGAAAGGCAGCUCAUGGGUAUGAUCAAUCAGCUGACCAGUUUGAGGGAACAGCUGCUAGCAGCUCACGAUGAACAGAAGAAGCUGGCUGCAUCUCAGAUCGAGAAACAACGCCAGCAAAUGGAGCUGGCUAAGCAGCAGCAGGAACAGAUUGCAAGACAACAGCAGCAGCUUCUGCAGCAGCAACACAAAAUUAACCUUCUUCAGCAACAGAUCCAGCAGGUCCAGGGUCAGCUGCCUCCAUUAAUGAUUCCCGUAUUCCCUCCAGACCAGCGAACCCUAGCAGCAGCUGCACAGCAAGGAUUCCUCCUUCCUCCUGGCUUCAGCUACAAGGCGGGAUGCAGUGACCCCUACCCCGUUCAGCUGAUCCCAACUACCAUGGCAGCUGCUGCCGCAGCAACACCGGGCUUAGGCCCACUCCAACUGCAGCAGUUGUAUGCUGCCCAACUUGCUGCGAUGCAAGUGUCUCCGGGAGGCAAGAUUCCUGGCAUUCCCCAGGGGAACCUUGGUGCUGCCGUGUCCCCUACCAGCAUCCACACAGACAAGAGCACAAACAGCCCUCCUCCCAAGAGCAAGGAUGAAGUGGCCCAGCCUCUCAACCUUUCAGCCAAACCCAAGACAUCUGAUGGCAAAUCUCCCACAUCACCCACCUCUCCUCACAUGCCAGCUCUGAGAAUAAACAGUGGGGCCAGUUCACUAAAGGCCUCCGUGCCAGCAACAUUAGCGAGUCCUUCGGCCAGAGCCAACACAAUAGGUUAUUUAAAUGACCACGAUGCUGUCACCAAGGCAAUCCAGGAGGCCCGGCAGAUGAAGGAGCAGCUACGGAGGGAGCAGCAGGUGCUGGAUGGGAAGGUGGCCGUGGUCAACAGCCUGGGUCUCAAUAACUGCAGGACAGAAAAAGACAAAACAACACUGGAGACCCUGACUCAGCAGCUGGCAGUAAAACAGAGUGAAGAUGGGAAGUUCAGCCACGCAAUGAUGGAUUUCAACAUGAGUGGAGAUUCUGACGGAAGCGCGGGAGUUUCGGAGUCUCGGAUUUACCGCGAGUCGCGAGGGCGCGGCAGCAACGAGCCGCACAUCAAGCGCCCCAUGAACGCCUUCAUGGUGUGGGCUAAGGACGAGCGCAGGAAGAUCCUUCAGGCCUUCCCUGACAUGCACAACUCCAACAUCAGCAAGAUACUAGGAUCUCGCUGGAAAGCUAUGACAAACCUAGAGAAGCAGCCAUACUAUGAGGAGCAGGCCCGGCUCAGCAAGCAGCACCUGGAGAAAUACCCAGACUACAAGUACAAGCCCAGGCCGAAGCGUACCUGCCUUGUGGAUGGCAAGAAGUUACGCAUCGGCGAGUACAAGGCCAUCAUGCGCAACCGACGCCAGGAGAUGAGGCAGUACUUCAAUGUUGGGCAACAGGCACAGCUGCCCAUGGCCACGGCGGGCGUGGUGUACCCGGGAGCCAUCGCCAUGGCGGGAAUGCCCUCCCCACACCUGCCCUCGGAGCACUCGAGCGUGUCCAGCAGCCCCGAGCCCGGCAUGCCCGUCAUCCAGAGCACUUACGGGGUCAAGGGCGAGGAGCCGCACAUCAAGGAGGAGAUGCAGCCCGACGACGCCAACGGGGAGAUCUACGACGAGUACGACGAGGAGGAGGACGACCCCGAUGCAGACUAUGGCAGUGACAGUGAAAACCACAUUGCGGGGCAGGCCAACUGAUCGGGGUCCCCAAGGCUCGCCAACUGCAGGACUCCAAGGAGGAAAGAAAAAACAAAUAAAUAAAUAAAGCCCCAUCUGGUUUAUCCUUGCCAGUGGCCAAGCACAUUAACUUUCUCAUACACUGACUGUUACUUUAACUGUUAGUCUUAACUAGUUGGGACAUCAGCUGACUAAUAGACAUCAGCCUGCAUCAGAAGAAAAAAGGCUCAGAAGAAAGGAAACAAAGACAACGACAACAACAACAGAAUGAUAUAAGCUAUGGGUAAAAUAAUGCCAGUAAUUCAGCUGCUAUACCCAAGCACUGAAGUCUUACCCGUUGACCUUUUAUUAUUAUUAUUUUUUUUUCAAAUAAACUUUAUGGCUGUUUGUUCUACAAUGUUCUAGAAAUUCUCACUCAGGUACACAGUGCCAACAAGUGGCUUGUGAAUGUGUUUUGUUGUUUUGUGCUACAGUUUAAAGAGAAAUAAUUUUUUUUUUUUGGUAAUGCACCUGACAGGAAAAAAAAAAAGAUAAAAUUCCUUUUAACCCCCUCUGUCUCUUCCUCCUCCUCCUCUUCUUCCUCUUCCUUCACCUUCUCCUCCUCCUCCCUGUCAAAUCUGGGUCAGAAGUGUGUGUGUGUGCGUGCCUGUGCGCGUGGCUGGCAAGGAAGGAAGUGGGGAGUCUUUCUGUUAACCCCAACAAGCAUUUCCUUUCAAGAGAGGACUUCUCUUCAUCAGUUGCACACCAUACUGAGUCUUUGAGCAAGUGCCAAAUUUGUACUAAAGCGCUGAACUAGUCCAAUUUGCUUUUUUUAGGUUGGUCUCUUCUUGUUUUGUUUUUCUUUGGCUUUUCAUUUGCUUCUUGCUCUGUCUAAAGUUAGGACAGUGUUAUAUCUUAGACAAUCCCUUGAAGAACCUGAUAUACCAGCAGCUGGUGAGAUUAGACAUAUAUUUUUGCUUUUGCUUUUUAAAGGAAACUGUAGGUGCUGUUCUCAGGUGAAAAAAAAGAGAGAGAGACAUAAGAAAUUUAGAGAAAAAAUAUUUUAUGGUCUUGGAUUUUCAUGUAUGCGUGUUUAUGGUACUAAUAAGAAUAAUCUUGGAUUAUUGUGAGCAAAAAGCAUGUUCCAGAAUGAAGUCCUGCACCCUCCAAGUGACUUGGUCUGUAAGAAACCUUUACUUUUAGUUUGCACUUCAAGUGGCAGCAUAAACAACAUAAAAGGCUUGUCCAAAAUGUGGUUUGUUCUGCACGGGACACAGCAACUGGGAGUGUUACCACGCACUGAGCAUAAUUAAGUUACCAGUUACCACCAACCGGCCCCAGUUCUGAUGAACUUGUAUGUUCAGGGUGGUUGAGUACUGAUUUCUGAUUCAAAAGGCAAUUUUUUUUUUUUUCCACUGACUUCUUUUUCUCCUGUGCACUGGCAGAAAUUCUUCUUUUAUCAGUGGGAUGUUUGUGUGGGAAGGAAGGCUGGUAGCUCUGAGGAGAUUUCCGUAUUCCAAGUGGGGUUACAAGAAUUUAGGCCGCUGCAGUGCUGAGUUUCCCUCCCUGCUGCCUCUCACCACUGAAAAAUCAUUCUCCUGUGCUAAACUAUUUCCAGUCUUGUUGUAGAGCACUCACAUUGCUUGGGCAGUUUUGUCUUCCUUGGGCAGCCACAGCCCAAGGUGUCUGGGAGCUGCUCUGUGCCCAGGAAGGGAAGGGAAGGUCUUGGCAUCGUGCUGAGGCAGAAACCUUCCUCUGACUUGUUUCUUUAACUGGGGAUUCCAGCUUUAUGUUGCUUCCUUGUAAAUUCCUACUCCCAGAGGGAGCUGCAUUGCUGCUGUUAUCACCUCUAACUUGUAAAGUUAGCCCCACACAUCUUAGUGGCCCAAGCACUCACCAGAGCCCUGCUCACCACUGUUUGGCAGCCCUGAUUUUGCAAACAGUCCCUCGAUUAGGCAAAUUCAGCCCUCGAUGCCAGGUGCAGGACGAUGAACAGGACAGGUAGGAAGGGGGGAAUGCCUUUCUUUGCCUCUCGAAAUCCCACUUCAAGUGUAACUUGACCUCUGCAGACCUCGUGCAAAGCAAAAAGCAAAUGCCAUUGAACACUUAGGACAAUGCUCCAAUGUUUGGGCACGUGACAGUUUUACCCUGCUACAUCUCUUUUCUUUUUCUUACGUUUUCCCUGUUUCGAUUUCCACCUCUGCUUUGAAAAAUUCUUUUCCAUUUUCUCUCUCUCAGAAGAUUUGCUCUGAAAUUAUGCUUGGAGUAGCUGAUCAUAUCCUCCGUGUCAGAGAGGGUUCUUUUUUGCUUGUAUUUUAUGACUGUGUUGGGGUUUUGGUUUUUUUUCAGUUGAACUGCCUCUUCUUGCUAGUGUUGAAUGGUAAUUAUAAUAAUAAUAAUAAUGGUCAGCUGUUCCCAGAUUAGUAAAUUAUGUAUAAUUUAUUUACACCCCCCCCCCUUUUUUAACUUUAUUUUAUUCUGUUCUAAUUUGGCAGUGCAGCAAAUGAAGCUGUUAGGCUAUUUAAAAUGGAUACCCCUCCCCACCUUACCUUUUUAUAUAUAUAUAAAUAUAUAUAUAUAUACAUAUGAAAACAAAUCGCUUCUUCUUCUGCUCACACCAUUUCUCUUUCUUUUAUUUUAAUUUUGGCCCCAGCCAUGUCAACUUCUGAUGUUUAUUAUGAUGGAGUGAAUUAAUGGGAGUGUUGUUUUCAAUCUUAAUUAACUUCUGCUCUCUCAUCACUUAUUUUAGUUAUUUAAUUACACCAGUCAUCUAGAGCCAAUUUUUUUGAAGCACUCUGUUUGGAUAAGAAGGAAAAAAAAUAGACAAUUGUUUUUAUAUCAUUAUUAUGUACAAUGUGAAAACAGAUAUUUGCUCCUUUUUAUUUUAUUUUUUUUUUAACUUUUAAAUUUGUUCCCUGUCUUUGUGAACAAAUUACUUCUGACUCUUGUGGGUUCACCUCACAUUUGCUGGAUGCUUGAUUUCCACCACAGUUGAGAGACUCUCUGGUUUAAUUGUGUCACUUCGGGCGACCAGGAUACUUUGUUUUAGCUCCAGGUAGGUGCCACGCUGCCAGGUGGGGUUGGAGCAAGCCUUGGGGUGGCAGGGGUCAGUGGGAAGGGGGCCCUUGGGCUUCAGUGGGGCCAAGUGACAGCCCUGAAUUGCGUGGGAGAGGCUGCUGGGGGCAGCCUGGUGUCCAUGGGCACCAGGGAUGGGGUAGUGCCUGCUGUCCCCAGCCUGGUGUCCAGGGGCUCCAGGGGUGGGGCAGUGCCCUCCCCAGAGCCCCCAGCUCUCCCCACUGCCCCAGCCAGGGCUGACUUUGUCCCAUGCAUGUUCCCUGUGACAGGCUGUGGCAGACUGGCCCCCUCCUCCACUUUCAGGAUGUUGAAACCCAUGCAGAAAUGUUUAAAAGGAAACAAAAAAAGAGGCCAAAAGAUGAAAAAAUAAAAUUUUUAAAAAUGGCUUUGGCGUUCCACACCAGCAAAAUGCGUAAUGCCCAUGCUAAUGUUUUCUUAGGUCCAAGGAUGAGCACCCAUGUAUCCUUCAGCAGUAGAAGACCAUGUUUGAAAAUAGGGUACUGUUUGUCCCUCUUGAAUUUUCUGGGGGGAAAAAAAAACCUAAAAAAAAAAAUAGCAAAAUAUACAUUUAUAAAAAAUUAUCUUCUUCUUUAUUUUUUUUCCCUGGGCUCUGUGCCCUGGAGCAUGUAGAAAAACCAGGUUAGAAGAGAUUAGGGUUUAUUAACCUCGAAGCUCAUUGAGGCCCUAAUAUCAAGGUGGCUCUGUCCCCCCCUUCCCUGGGGAGCUGCUUGGGGGGGUGUACAGGCCACCUCCUCCUGAAUGGGGCAAGCCACCAUGCAUCUUAGGAGUUUGAGAAAGAUCUCCAACAGUGGGGAAAGGGGGAAAAGAAAGCAAAAAAACUGAGGCACUUGCUUCUAAGCUCAAUUAAAUAACACAGAGUAUAUCCUUUUUUCCAUUUAUUCAUGCCUUAUAUUAGUAAAAUAGGAUUUUUAAGUGCAUUUAACAUCUUUAUCUAACCGUUCCGCUAUAUUAAUCAGGCCCCCAGAAAAGAACACUAGCUAUUAUUAUAGCAUUUAAUUAGUUUUGUAACCAAAUCCUCUUAUUAUGAAUGCAUAUGGAAGAAAUUCUUUCUUCGAAGACAUUAUUUCAAAGAUUUGGUUACUGCAGUAGACUGUCUUUAAUUAAAUCAUUUUUUAGAAAGUAAAUUGUCUUUAACCUUUUUACAGCACAUUUUCAGAGCUUUUUCUUUUUAAUCCAAAGAGAUGAGCUGUUAUUGUCCCCGAAGAAGCCUCUGACAUCACAUUUGUAACAUCAAAAAUAAUUAUACUCCAUGGAAAUGUAGGUCUUCCUGAGCAAGAAUUCAUCUGCUGUAAAGAAAGGCAGCUGUGUGGUAUCUCGGACGUUUCAGGGCACAAGGUAUGGGAUAGGAAGUUUCUUUGUCUGACCACUUCUCGGUAGAACCAUCCCUUCCAUUUUGCAAAUAACUAAUUCACUAGAUGUGGAUUCAAGUGUAUCCUCAAUUCACAGGGCAUGGGCUGUCUGUUUAGCUUGGUUUAUAUUUACAUUUUUUCGACUUUAUCUUAACUUGUCAGUUUCCCAGAUUGAAGAACAUGUCAAGUUCGUUUUUUCUACUGACUGAUUUCUUUACUCCCCAGUGUUUUUUGUCACUGGUUUGCUGAAACAGUAUUUAUAUAGCUCCAUUGGCUCUAAAGCUCUUACUCCUUCUAACGUUUCGGAUUUUACGAGUGAAAUGAAAAUAGAAAAGAAAUAGAGACAAUCAAAUGCCUGGAGCUUAAAACAAAGUAUGUGCAACCUACCAUCUCACUUGAAAUUUAAUAAAAAAAAUAAUUAUGUAAAUAUAACAUAGAGUUAUAGAUUUAUAUUUUGUUCAUAACACAUAGUGUAAUAUAAGUUGUAUAUUUUCAUGUUUUGGUUUUAUGUUAUCAUUCAUGCCACAAUAAAUGAAAAAAACCAGGAGUUGAUGUACUCUUUAAAAAAAAUACAAUGUGGAUUGCCACCAUCCUGGGUUUUUGUUCUGGUUUUUGGGUUUUUUGUUUCUUUUUCAUUCCCCUUUUUCAGUAUUACUGCCCUGCAAGGCACCAAUAAAACAGCAAAUGUGUUCUUUACCUA